This is a messenger RNA of Dracunculus medinensis (Guinea worm), 480 nucleotides long. The record is from the annotation of a GenBank genome assembly. Lineage: Eukaryota; Metazoa; Nematoda; Chromadorea; Rhabditida; Dracunculidae.
AUGCUACAAUUAUAUACAGUGUUGAUAUUGUUACAAACUGUAUUAUCUAGAACAAUUUCACCAAUCAUAAUUACUCGACCACUGAGCCGAGUGGAAUUCUCAGAUCUCCUCUCUGAAUAUAAUCAAAAUUAUGCCGAUGAUUCCAAUGAAUCAGUUGAGAUAGAUGUAUUCUUGGAUAUUAUUCACGCUGAAUGGAUAUAUAAUAAAUUGUACAUGGUACUAGAGAUUAUACAGUCAUGGAAAGAUAAUCGCCUAAAAUUUUCUGGCGAUUCAACAGUUACAGUCCCUCGAGGUACUGAACUUUGGAUGCCAGAUACAUACUUUGUAGAUUCAGUAAAAACAUCGUGGCAACAAGAAUCAUCCAUACGGCUGCGAUAUGAUGGAAUGCUUUUUAAGAAACAACGAGCAAGUAUAUAUGUUGCAUGCAAUGAAACAAACUUGAAUUCUAAUCAAGUAUCUUCUAAACUUUUUGAUUCAUAA